AACAGAAAAACCAACAAAAAAAAAAAACCUUCUUUCCUCUACUUUUAUAUUCGUUGCUGUUUUGAAACGGACCAACUCAUCGUCUCCCUUUUGGCACGUUAAAAGUUUAUCUGCCGUUCUCCCCGCGUCAUCGAGGAACUUUCAGCUCCGGGAGGGAUCGUCGUGUUUGAGAAAAGUGUCAAAAGUAGUCAACUCUCUCUGAAGAUGGAAAAGGGAUACCCACCCCAUGAGUCAGCUCCACCAUACCCUGGACCACCCAUGAACUACGGCGCAGCAGCACCACCUCCUGGCCAUGCGCCCCUACCCGGCUACGGACCCUCUGUGCCAUCAUCUGGCUAUCCUCCUCCACCUGGCUACGGACCUGCACCGCCAUUAUCUGGCUAUGCUCCUCCACCAAACUUUGCACAAGGGCCCUCUCCAGGAACUACAGCAGUUCCUACCACAACAGUUACUUACGUGGUAACCCCCAAUCUUCAAGAUGCCCCAGGACAAAGUUUGUGUCCUCGGUGCAAUCGCACCGUACUCACUCGGACAGAGCAUGUGUCAGGCCUGAUGGCGUGGCUCAUUUGUGGUGGCUUAUGCCUCUUUGGGUGUUUUCCCUGCGCUUGUAUUCCAUUCUGUGUUGAUGCCUGCAAAGAUGUGGAGCAUCGCUGUUCAUCCUGCAACCAAGUCCUCUACAUCUACAAGAGAAUGUAAAACUGUCCUUGAUGUGAAAAGAUUUAGAAAACUUAAUCACCCAGUUAAACAAGCAUUUACUCAACGUGUUUAGUACUUAUCCAGUACAUUAUAUAUUUUUUAUAAUAAUUAAAAGGGUAAAUAGCAAAAGCAUUUUUAUCAUUACUCUUCAUUUCAAUUUGAUGGAUUUAAAUAACUUUUAUUUGGCUCCCAACUUAGACUUGUGCGCAGUUUCAUCCCAUCGUGUUUGAUUCCCUUGGUUUAGAGUGACCUUUGGAGAGAUAGGUUUGAUGAUGGAUCAUGUUACUGCUCAGUCCAUCACUGUUUGAUCUGCCAUAUGAACUUCAUAUUAUCUGUUAUGAUCUAACACUCUUUUUUCCAGUUGUACAUGUGGUUGAGUUGAGUAACACUCUCUUGAUUUAAAUUUAAACUCCUUUCCUGACUGCCUUCUGCUCAUUUGUUAAGGUCAUGUUUUAGAGGUUGUUCAUGUCAAGACAGCAUGUCUGUCUUGUGAUGUUGUUACCAUUUUUUUAAAUGUGGUCAAGUAUGAAAUGGAAAAACAAAACACUUCCUGAAUGGUGUGAAAAAAACACCGCAGAGUGAAAUCCGUUUCACAUGAGUUCUGCUUUUCACUAUUUCUGCUUUAACUGGGGCAUUAUUUACUGUAAUGUCACAUGUUGGCUUUAUGUUAUUAAAUAGGUCAGUAAUUAUUACAGACAACACAAACAUCAAAUUGCAAGAUUCAAUCUAAAAAAUACACCAGGAAGUUUCUGUACAUAAAAAAACACCAUCAUAAAAAUGACAGGUGAUAUUUGGAUGACAACACAAUGGACUUUGUACUUUAACCAGGUGUGCCAGCAAUGUUACUCUUACACUUCCUCCUCUGUCUCUUGCUUAGAAUUUUAUCUCAUAAAAUUGGCUGCUGUUCUCAAGCAUUAUAUGUUUUAAAUGUUCACCUUACCUACCCGAGUUAUGUUUGUGUAGCAAAAAUGACUUGCAGAUGUAAUGCUGCAUUCUAGCUAAAAUCUUAUACAAAUUAUGCAAUUUAUACAAGUGUGUCAUUGAAAUAUGUAUUUAUUUUAAAUAAUGCAAUUCAUUUAUUUAGUUACACAUUUGUUCAUUUUCAUGGACGCUGCCGUUUUUCUUUAUAACAGUCAGGUAGAUUAAUUUCACUCCAACACAAGAAGAACAUUUUAAUUCAUGAUUCCUUCCACUGCAUUUUCCUUAAAUUUUGAACUUCCCAGUGGGGAACCUCUGGAACUUACAUACUUUUCCAUAACAAAAUAAUGUUUCAUUGUCCACAGAACAUGCCUUCCAUAUUACUGCAUUAAUUUAAAAAAAAAAUUAACACUGUCUUACUGUCCAAUAACAUAAAAUAAAUCCCCUACCUUCCCUGCAGCUGUGAACACAGCUGUAUUGUUAAA
Molecule: messenger RNA, 2099 nt
Organism: Cynoglossus semilaevis (tongue sole)
Lineage: Eukaryota; Metazoa; Chordata; Actinopteri; Pleuronectiformes; Cynoglossidae
Product: lipopolysaccharide-induced tumor necrosis factor-alpha factor homolog
Exons: 5
Coding region: 205-696 (163 amino acids)
Cellular component (GO): cytoplasmic side of lysosomal membrane; nucleus; cytoplasmic side of late endosome membrane
Molecular function (GO): zinc ion binding
Source: RefSeq, a predicted model, not a curated record